Messenger RNA from Dreissena polymorpha, 881 nucleotides. RefSeq lists its product as uncharacterized. NCBI's taxonomy places the organism in Eukaryota, Metazoa, Mollusca, Bivalvia, Myida, Dreissenidae. The transcript is spliced from 3 exons. Bases 126 to 881 code for a protein of 251 amino acids. The record is from RefSeq and is a predicted model, not a curated record.
UACAUUCACUUGAACACUAUGCUUUUCAAAGCACCAUAGAGGCAGGAUACAGAGAAGCUGUUUCAAAUGACCAAACUGGCAUUCUCCUCAGACUCAGUCACUUUUAUAUCGUUGGGAACAACCUAAUGGACAUGAACAACAUAUGGAGAGAAAACAAGUCCAAUGCCCUGGCUUUGGAAAUAAAGGUACACGACGAAACGGAUCGUGCUAUACAUAGUUCAUCUACACAUAGCGAGCCAACAUCGCAGGUUGAAUUUGACCUGUCAUCGUGCCUCAAUCUGAAAUAUUUGGUACUUAGGGAAAGCGGCAUACACAUGCAAGAUUCGUCGAGUUCGGUGUCAACGACACUUCCGGUGUAUAUUGUACUAAAUAGCGCAAAUCCAGCCCAGUGUGCAUAUCCUCUACCAGUGCUGCCUUGCAUAGAAUACAUUGGAUUGGAAUCUAUUACAUGUUCGUCUACCUGGCUACGCAGUCUGUUCAGCACAUUACUGACACUCGAGCAAAAUGCUGUGUGUGUACUGACGGAGGUCAGUUGUCAAGACUCGAUGUCCCAGUCACUUUUAUCGCUCACUCAUCUGGACACGCUUAGUAUUGAAAUGGAUGAUGACAGUCUCGAUCUGUGGGAGGCUCUCCGUGGUCUGAAUAUCAAGUGUCUGAGUCUGUGUGUUGCGCAUGGAGGUUUAAACGUAGAUUAUGCAGACUCGAUGUCCCAGUCACUUUCAUCGCUCACUCAUCUUGACACGCUUAGUAUUAAAGUGGUUGUUGACAGUCCCGGUCUGUGGAAGGCUCUCCAUGGUCUGAAUAUCAAGAAUCUGAGUUUGUGUGUUGCGUAUGGAGGUUUAAACAUAGAUUAUGCAGACUCUAUGUCCCAGUCACUUUAA